CUGUCGACGAGGCUUGCAAUAACCUUUCGUAUACUAACGCACUACUAGCAUUUCCCUUCUUGGCUCUCUGUUGCUUGUCUCUCUCUCCGUCGUCUUGUUAUCCGGCCCCCCGGCUCGUGCUGUGACUGAUUCCCGGAACCUGUGACUCUUUUACUCCUCCCCCCUCUUUCACCCUUCCUCCAUUAUCAUCCUGACAUCGUCAUCCUCGAUUCUUGUUUUGCUCCCCCUUUCUCUUCCCCUUACACUGCCCGCGUGCUGUCCAUCCUUGUUGACUUUGGCACACCUCAUUGCCGAGGUCCACACGACCAUCGCCACCACCAUCAUCCAUCCAUCCCACCCUUGCGCCUCUCCACCUCCCCAAGCCUCCCAUCAUCGAAAGUCCAAUUCCAAAGACAGACGAAAAGCCAUGGCCGCCAACAACAUGCUGAACCCCGCGGCCGACGCCGCGGCCGAGGACGCCCAGUUCCUCAAGGAGGUCGAGCAGGUCAAGCAGUGGUGGUCCGACUCGCGCUGGAAGCACACCAAGCGGCCCUUUACCGCCGAGCAGAUCGUCUCCAAGCGCGGCAACCUCAAGAUUGAGUACCCGAGCAACGCCCAGGCUAAGAAGCUGUGGAAGAUUCUCGAGGGCCGGUUCGCGAACAAGGACGCCAGCUACACGUAUGGCUGCCUCGAGCCCACAAUGGUCACCCAGAUGGCCAAGUACCUCGACACCGUCUACGUCUCGGGCUGGCAGUCGUCCUCGACCGCCUCGGCCUCGGAUGAGCCCGGGCCCGACCUGGCGGAUUACCCCUACACCACCGUCCCCAACAAGGUCGGCCACCUCUUCAUGGCGCAGCUCUUCCACGACCGCAAGCAGCGCCAGGAGCGCCUCUCGACGCCCAAGGCGCAGCGCGGCCAGCUCGCCCACGUCGACUACCUGCGGCCCAUCAUCGCCGACGCCGACACGGGCCACGGCGGCCUCACCGCCGUCAUGAAGCUCACCAAGCUCUUCGUCGAGAAGGGCGCCGCCGGCAUCCACAUCGAGGACCAGGCCCCCGGCACCAAGAAGUGCGGCCACAUGGCCGGCAAGGUCCUCGUCCCCAUCAGCGAGCACAUUAGCCGCCUCGUCGCCAUUCGCGCCCAGGCCGACAUUAUGGGCAGCGACCUCAUCGCCGUCGCCCGCACCGACGCCGAGGCCGCCACCCUCAUCACCACCACCAUCGACCCCCGCGACCACGCCUUCAUCCUCGGCUCCACCAACCCCAAGCUGCAGCCGCUCAACGACCUCAUGGUCGCCGCCGAGGCCGCCGGCAAGACGGGCGACGCCCUGCAGCGCAUCGAGGACGAGUGGCUCGCCGCCGCCGGCCUCGCCCGCUUCGACGACGCCGUCGCCGCCGCCAUCGACGCCAGCGCCUCGCUCCCGCGCGGCGACAAGGCCGCGGCCAAGGCCAAGUACGCCGCCCAGGUCAGGGGCAAGGGCAACGCCGAGGCCCGCGCCGUCGCCCGCGGCAUCCUCGGCGAGGACGUCUUCUUCGACUGGGACGCGCCCCGCACCCGCGAGGGCUACUACCGCCUCAAGGGCGGCUGCGACUGCGCCAUCAACCGCGCCAUCGCCUACGGGCCCUACUGCGACGCCGUCUGGAUGGAGAGCAAGCUGCCCGACUUUGCUCAGGCCAAGGAGUUUGCCGACGGCGUCCACGCCGCCAUCCCUCACCAGAAGCUCGCCUACAACCUCUCCCCCUCCUUCAACUGGAAGACGGCCAUGCCCCGCGACGAGCAGGAGACGUACAUCCGCCGCCUCGCCACCCUCGGCUACUGCUGGCAGUUCAUCACCCUCGCCGGCCUGCACACCACGGCCCUCAUCAGCGACCGCUUCGCCCGCGCCUACAGCCAGCAGGGCAUGCGCGCCUACGGCGAGCUCGUCCAGGAGCCCGAGAUUGAGCUCGGCGUCGACGUCGUCAAGCACCAGAAGUGGAGCGGCGCCACCUACGUCGACGAGCUGCAGAAAAUGGUCACCGGCGGCGUCAGCUCCACUGCCGCCAUGGGCAAGGGCGUCACCGAGGAUCAGUUCAAAUAGGGAGCCGCUCUGCACCUUUUUGGAUAUGUCGUGACCGCGGAGAGAUGGGGAGCAAGACAGAGACGAAAGGAGGGAGACAAAGUCGGGGCCAAAGAAAGACUCUAACUAAACCACCUCCUUUGUCGCAUUGUACACUGUAUAUGACAGCAUUGAAAAUGGUAAAAGACCGUCGGUCC
Purpureocillium takamizusanense is the source of this 2232-nucleotide messenger RNA. RefSeq names its product Isocitrate lyase (gene ICL1). The coding region runs from base 407 to 2056 and encodes 549 amino acids. The record is from RefSeq and is a predicted model, not a curated record. Gene Ontology annotation, molecular function: isocitrate lyase activity. NCBI's taxonomy places the organism in Eukaryota, Fungi, Ascomycota, Sordariomycetes, Hypocreales, Ophiocordycipitaceae. Gene Ontology annotation, biological process: carboxylic acid metabolic process. The transcript has 6 exons.